CAAAGAAGAAGGAGGACCUUUUUUGCUCUCGCUAUCUGAGACUGAGACACAGAAAAAUGGCGGCGGCGGCGGCGAAAGCAGCGGUGGUUUUGCCACGGCCGGUGACGUUUGUGACGGGAAACGCCAAGAAGCUCGAAGAGGUCAAAGCUAUCAUCGGAAAUUCAAUUCCUUUCAAAUCUCUCAAACUCGACCUGCCUGAGCUUCAAGGUGAGCCUGAGGAUAUCUCCAAAGAGAAGGCUCGUUUAGCUGCUCUUCAGGUGAAUGGUCCAGUGCUAGUGGAGGAUACAUGUCUCUGUUUCAAUUCCCUGAAGGGGCUUCCUGGGCCAUACAUCAAGUGGUUUCUUGAGAAGCUUGGACAUGAAGGUCUGAACAACUUACUGAUGGCCUAUGAAGAUAAAUCAGCUUAUGCAUUGUGCGCAUUCUCUUUCUCGCGUGGUCCAGGUGCUGAACCUCUUACAUUUUUGGGGAAAACUCCGGGUAAGAUAGUUCCAGCAAGAGGACCAACUGAUUUCGGGUGGGAUCCAGUGUUUCAACCUGAUGGAUAUGACCAAACUUAUGCAGAAAUGUCUAAGGAAGAAAAGAACAUGAUAUCUCAUAGGUACAAGUCAUUAGCAUUGGUGAAAUCACACUUUAAGGAGGCAGGCUAUGUGUUCCAGACAGAUGAAGAUACCAUUUAAAGAGAACCGCAUCAUCAAUGUUUGAGCACUGAUCACUCACCAGAUUCUUGGUCCUAUUUUAAGCUCCUUUGGGGGUAUUAAUAUUGUUAUCUUUUUUUUCUUUCUCAAAUACAAGUAAAACCAACCCAAACAUGCAUUGACAGGCAUCGUUUGGUAGUGUUGUUCAUGGUGUUCAUUAAAUACUCUUGACGGUGAGACUUGUACGAAUCUGAAAAACCCAUCCAACCAAAAAGCUAAAAUAAAUGUUGGAUGGCAAA
Molecule: messenger RNA, 934 nt
Organism: Camelina sativa (false flax)
Lineage: Eukaryota; Viridiplantae; Streptophyta; Magnoliopsida; Brassicales; Brassicaceae
Product: inosine triphosphate pyrophosphatase
Biological process (GO): nucleoside triphosphate catabolic process
Cellular component (GO): cytoplasm
Molecular function (GO): nucleoside triphosphate diphosphatase activity
Source: RefSeq, a predicted model, not a curated record